This is a messenger RNA of Cydia amplana, 1183 nucleotides long. RefSeq names its product glucose-6-phosphatase 3 (gene G6P). NCBI's taxonomy places the organism in Eukaryota, Metazoa, Arthropoda, Insecta, Lepidoptera, Tortricidae. Bases 119 to 1183 code for a protein of 354 amino acids. Gene Ontology annotation, biological process: glucose 6-phosphate metabolic process; gluconeogenesis. The record is from RefSeq and is a predicted model, not a curated record. The transcript is spliced from 8 exons. Gene Ontology annotation, molecular function: glucose-6-phosphatase activity. Gene Ontology annotation, cellular component: membrane.
UACGGUGCGGAUUGUUUAUCGAUUUGUUUUGGUUAGAAACUAACGUGAAAUCACCGUGAGACCUUGCGAUUGCUGGAUAAUUAUGAUUCUUUAACGUUUAUUAUAAAGGGAGUUCACGAUGGAGCAAGUCUACGCUUUGGAGGUUACUUUAAUCGAAUUUGUUCAAGACUGGUUCCGCGACUGGGACGGGUACCUACAAUGGGUGAACGACAUCUCGAACCCGCACAUGCUGCUUGAGUUCCUGUUCCCUCUCAUCUCCAUCGUGGACUCGGUGUUCGCUGCUCAGAUGCUGCUGGCCCUCAGCUUCGGGGGCUGGCUCAAUACUGUCAUGAAAUGGUGGUUACUAGAAGACCGCCCAUACUGGUGGGUGCAUGAAACCACGUUCUACACCUCGCACCGACCGCGGCUCAAGCAGAACAGACAGACAUGCGAAACGGGCCCGGGCUCGCCCUCGGGCCACAGUGCGGCCGGCGCCGCGGCCUUGGUGUUACUGCUCAUGUUCAUAUCACACGUCAUGCGAGAUCGUAAAUUCUACAUGCGCUAUUGGAAAUACGUCAUGUACCCGCUGUGUGGGGCUGCGAUGGCGUCUAUAAUUCUAGCCAGGCUGUAUGUUGGGGCACAUUUCCCGCACCAAUGCCUGCUUGGCGCUUUGGUUGGCGCCUUCAUGGCACCAGCGCUCUGUAUCUACGUAUCGGACCCGUACAUCUGGAAGUACGGUCCGGAGUGGUCCGGUAUGGCGUGGCACGCGGCUGCCGCCGUCAUAGCGGCCGCUAUCGGGGGAGUUACCUACGCGGGUCUCAAGAUAUGUGGGAUAGACCCGCAGUGGACUGUCAAAUUGGCAUUCCGCUGGUGCCAGCAACCUUCGGAGAUCCACGUGACCACGACACCUUUGUUCGCGCUGAUGCAGUCCACCGCCGCCAUGUUGGGCUGGGCUCUCAGCGUCACCCCUGCAGUGGCCGAGUACCGUCAUUAUACGCCGCACCGCUCGCUCAUUAUGUCAUCGUUCACAACCGGCGUCAUUAUGUACGGCUUCCAACAGUUAUCAGCGCAAGUUGACAAGACCAGUGUUUUCAGGUUCUACGCGAGUCACUUUGUGCUGAACGCAGUGAAACCGGCGCUGUUGCUGCGGCUGACCCCGACCCUAGCCAUGAUGCCUUUUAGCCCCAAGCACAAAACCGAUUAG